Messenger RNA from Spea bombifrons (plains spadefoot toad), 890 nucleotides. It is a transcript of the gene FGF19, whose product is annotated as fibroblast growth factor 19. NCBI's taxonomy places the organism in Eukaryota, Metazoa, Chordata, Amphibia, Anura, Pelobatidae. The record is from RefSeq and is a predicted model, not a curated record. The transcript is spliced from 3 exons. Gene Ontology annotation, biological process: positive regulation of protein phosphorylation; fibroblast growth factor receptor signaling pathway; animal organ morphogenesis. Gene Ontology annotation, cellular component: extracellular region; cytoplasm. Gene Ontology annotation, molecular function: fibroblast growth factor receptor binding; growth factor activity. The coding region runs from base 76 to 729 and encodes 217 amino acids.
AGUCUGUCCGUAGCGACUUUAGUGUCACCGAGAGUGUCUGCGAGUUCUCAAAUUCCAUUUUCCGAACCCAAGAAGAUGCGGAGCAGCCUGCUUCGGAGUCGCUCUCUUAUUAUGCUGGCGACGCUGUGGCUAGCCCACGUGGCUUGCACUAUGCCGCUUUUGGAUGCCGGACCUCACAUUCCUCAGCGCUGGGGAGAGGCUAUAAGAAUACGGCAUCUGUAUACAGCCAGGAGACACGGCCAGGAGAGCUUUUAUCUGAGGAUUAAUGAGGAUGGCAAAGUUGAUGGAGAGAGACAUCCGAGCUCCCACAGUUUACUGGAAAUCAGGGCAGUUAAAGUGGGGUUCGUAGCUAUUAAAGGAUACCUCAGUUCUUUGUACCUCUGCAUGGGGACAGACGGGAAACUGUACGGAACGCAAUCGUAUUCCGCGGACGACUGCUCUUUUGAAGAGGAACUUCUUCCCGAUGGAUACAACCUGUACAAGUCUUCAAAAUAUGGCAUUGCUGUCUCUCUAAGUAAAGAAAAGCAAAGACAACAAUUCAAGGGUAAAGGAUACCUUCCGUUGUCCAACUUUCUGCCUAUGAUCAGCAAGGUCCCGCUAGAAGUUAGUAAUCCGCUGGACGAUGAAGACUACAGGUUUCAGUAUAACACGGAUGACAAGACUGCUCCUUUCAUCGACAGUAUGGACCCUCUAGGACUUGUAGACAUCCCCAGCUAUCGGAAAAAAUAACAUUCCUAAACGUUUGCUGGAGGAGUUCACCGCAAAGCCGUAAGAACUUCACUCGAGGUCCAAAGUUUCAUUGAGAAGAAUGCAAAGGGGAAUAUACUUGUUCAUUGAGGAGUACGGUACAUCAAUGUUAUUACUACUGUGGGGUUUACGUCGACGUCACG